This is a messenger RNA of Prorocentrum cordatum, 2002 nucleotides long. NCBI's taxonomy places the organism in Eukaryota, Dinophyceae, Prorocentrales, Prorocentraceae. The record is from the annotation of a GenBank genome assembly.
UUGCCGGGCUGACCGAGGUUGAAGGCCUGAAGGUGGGUCCCGGGGCCACGCUGGAGCCUGCGCUCGCGAUCCUGCCGAUGGGUUGGAGCUGGGCCAUGCACAUCGCCCAGUCCGUGCUGCUGAACUCGCUGGGCGACACUGGCAUCGAUGGGCCGCACCUCGUCGUGGACGGCAGCCCCGCCUCCCCGCUCGACGAUGUCUUCGGGUUUCGCGUGGCUGGUUAUGCAGACAACUUCGUCGUUGUCGGCCAGGGCCCGGUUCUCGCGGGCUCGACGGUCUCCCGAAUUCGCUCGCGUCUGGAACGCAAGGGCCCCGUCGAUCACGAGCUGGAGCCCGCCUCGAAAGACUCUGCCUUCAUGGGGUCAGAGUUGAAUUCGGGGGCUAGGCUAUCUAUCAAGCGCCGUGGCCUCUGGAGGCUGCGCCUCGCCAUAGAAGAGAUCCUCCGGCGGGAGUUGUGGAGGCUCCGAUGCGCCCCCCCGCUGUUCACCGCGCGGCUGGGCGCCUCGUGGCGCGACCGAGCGCGCGCCUCCGACGCGCCCCUAUUUGGCCUCGGCGUCUCUGUCCGGCGCACUUCCUGCGAGGCAGCGGGCGCCGUCGGCAGAUGCUCGGAGCGGUGGCGCUAUGAAGUCGAGGAACACACUCGCCCUCGCGAGGCUGCUCUUGCUGCGUCCUCGGCGCCCCCCGGCCUCGACCCUGCAGAGCCCUUCCCGUGCGACGCCACCUGCCUUGAGCAGGCUGCCCGCGCUUUCGACGAAGUUCCAGGCCGCGCCCGCUCUAAGUUCCUGAGGCCCUCCCUCACCGAGAUCGCCUGCCUGGCCCUGGCCACCGGUUGUCGCAUCGUGGUUCGUUGGGCCCCUGCCGAGACGAACGUGAGCGACGCGCCUUCCCGAGGGCGUUAUGGCUGGUUGACUGGCGCCGGGCGCAUCAGAUCCUACCAACCCGCCAGGCAGAGCGAUGCCGGAGGCAUGGGCCGCCUGGGGCCAGCCCCGGAGGCUGGCUGCGCGCCGUCGCGAGGGCGGAGGCGGCGCGCACCACCGCUGACGCGGCUGCCGCCCCCCGGGGCGGCGAUGGGUGCCAUCGCGGGCGCGCUCAUCCACUGGCCCCUGCUCCGAGCCGCGGUGCUCGCGGCCCUGGGCCACGUGUGCUACUUGAGGCCGCAGGAGAUUAUGCAAAUACGAGGUCGGCACCUUGUCGCUCCAGCUGCAGCUGCCGGGCCAGCGCGCCACUUCUGGUCCACCCUGCUUCGCGACUCGGCCCUGCUGCAGGCGGGGGAGGCAGGCGUGCGCGACGACGCGGUCGUCGUGGACCUGGGCGCGCGGCUGAACCCCGCCCUGCAGCGCAUCCGUUCGCACCUGAAGCCCGACGAGCUCGUGAUGGACCUGGACUUCUCGCGCUGCCGGAAGGCCCUCGUCGACGCGGCGAACCUCCUCGGCCUCCGCGCGCUCGAGCCGCGCCCUUGCCAGCUGCGGCGCGGCGGAGCGUCGGGGGACCUGGCCCUCGGGGGGCGGUCAGCCGAGCAGGUCCGCCUCCGGGGGCGCUGGGCGACCUUUGUCUCCGUGAAGCGGCACGCCAAGGACGCGAGGCUCCUCGAGACCAUGGGCUCAGUGGCGCCAGACGCGUUCACCUACGGGUUAACCUGGCUCUCGAGGCGCAAGCAAAUCGGCGAGCACAUCAAGGGUCUGCUAGCUGCCGAGCUGCGCCGCGCCCCCCGUCUGCGACGUUUUGCGUUCUUGGAGCUGUUUGCUGGAGACGGGCACCUGAGCGCGGCCCUAAAGGCUGCCAGCUACGCUGUCGUGUCCCUCGACGUUCGCAACGGGGGCCUGGAGGGCCACCCGCAUCCGGGCUACUGGAGCGUUAUUCGUGGGUGGUUGCAGGGCGGGGUCAUUGUCGGCGUCUGGCUAGGCACUCCGCGCGCUGCGUGGUCCAGGGCCCUCCGGAAACCGCUCAGAUCCAUCGCGGCCCCCAUGGGGCUUGACGGCCUCAACCCCUCUGAGCUCAACAG